AUGGGAUUGAGCCAAGCCUCCCAAAUCACUCCAGACGUUGGUUUGGUGGGAGCAGCAGCGGCGGCAAGCAACCAUCCCAACACUUCUGGCACCUUGCCAACCUCGUCUUUCCCUCCGUCAUCCUGUAGCAUUGAUGAAUCCUACAAAUAUGUCUUCCUGCCUGUUUGCUACUCGCUGACCUUCCUUUUCAGCCUCACCCUCAACUCAGUGGUGCUGCUGCGCUCUUGCCGACACCAUGGCGGUUGCUGCGGUGGCAGUGGUACCAGUGGUGGCGGGCGACGCUGGAACACCUCGCUGAUCUACAUGGUGAACUUGGCCACCACCGAUCUGAUGUAUGGUCUGUCGCUGCCCUUCCUGGUGGCGAGCUAUGUGCUGAGGGACCGCUGGGUGUUUGGGGACUUCAUGUGUCGCCUUGUCCGCUUCCUCUUCUACUUCAACCUCUACUGCUCCAUCUUCUUCCUCACCUGCAUUUCCGUGCACAGAUACCUUGGGAUCUGCCAUCCGAUGAGGACCAUCACUCUGGAGAGCAAGCGGGUGGUUAAGGGGACUUGUGCUUUGGUGUGGGUGGUGGUCUUCAUUCUCACCUGCCCCAUCUUUAGGUUCGCCCAGACAGGAUACGUCAGGCGCAGAGGCGGGGGGAUCGUUGAGCCCGGAGGAGCAAGGGAAGGUGGGAACAGUACUGGAUCUCAGCUGGAGGAUGAGGAGGGAUACAUGAACUGCUGGGAUGAUGCCAUUGAUAAAGAGUUUGCUGACUACGUCCCAUAUGGCAUUGUCCUCCACCUGCUGGGCUUCUUUGUGCCCUUUGUCAUCAUCGCCUGGUGCUACUCUCAGGUGGUCAGGACGAUAUUUCAGACUCUGCGUUCCCCUCCUAGUUCGAUAGAGGGUGGGGAGGAUGGUCCAGUGGGAGACGGGGCCACAGAUGGAGUUAGAGAGCGGGAGAGAACCUCAGUCUCAAUUUCUGGAUCACAGUAUUCGCACUAUAUUCGGCGGCGACGGAAAUCCAUUAAAACCAUUGUAACCAUCACACUGCUGUUUGCGCUCUGUUUCCUGCCAUUCCAUGUGACCCGGACGCUGUUCCUGCUCCUGCGGCGUGGGCAGCUCGGUGGCUGCAACGUCAUGAAGACUGUCUCCAUCUGCUACAAGGUCACCCGGCCACUGGCCUCCUGCAACGCCUGGCUCAACGCUCUCCUCUACUUCCUGACGGGGGAUAAGGGCGCCCCUUGCUGCUGGCCGGCAGAACAUACUGUCCGCAGAGACCGCCGAAGCGGCUCUCUCUGGUGGCCACUGAAAAUCCUGAAAAAAGAGGGAAUGGGAGAGGAUGACCAGGAGGUGGCUGAGAGGGUUGAAAGGGAGGUGCACAUAGAAAAUGAGUCCAAGUCUUCCAGGGUCAUCUUUUAG
Chelmon rostratus (copperband butterflyfish) is the source of this 1398-nucleotide messenger RNA. Its product is annotated as P2Y purinoceptor 3. Gene Ontology annotation, biological process: G protein-coupled receptor signaling pathway. The transcript is spliced from 2 exons. Bases 1 to 1398 code for a protein of 465 amino acids. The record is from RefSeq and is a predicted model, not a curated record. Gene Ontology annotation, molecular function: G protein-coupled receptor activity; oxysterol binding. NCBI's taxonomy places the organism in Eukaryota, Metazoa, Chordata, Actinopteri, Chaetodontiformes, Chaetodontidae. Gene Ontology annotation, cellular component: membrane.